AUGGACAACACCGCUGCCAUGGCCACCGACAACAUCGUUCGUAUCGCCAGGGCAGCCGCCGAGACCAGCGUCAUGAUUCGUGUGCAGCACCUUGCCGGCGCGAAGAAUGUACUCCUUGAUGUUUGCAGCGGUGUGAUCUCGAAUGCUUCUCCAGUCUUCACGGCACUGGCUAGCAAAGCACUAACAGACAUAAACCGUGCCGUUUCAGUCGAGGAUGGCGGCGAAUCUGUCUACCUCCUCAUGUGCCUCCUCCAUUUACGCACCGAUCUCUUGCCCGCGAAGCUAGCCGCAGAACCACUCGCCGAGCUGGCGCAAUUGGCAGUGAAGUACCAAUGCGCCGCAGGAAUCAGCCGCAUGACAGUACCCUGGCUGGAUCGUGUUUUCAAUGCCAGCGCUGACGGCAAGUUGGUGGUUGAUACUUGGAAAGCCGUGCAAACAGCAUAUCUUCUCAAUGAGCCUCUCUACUUCCGCCACUUCACCGAUCGUCUGGUGCUCGACAGUCCCACUCACACCAGCCUAACCCCAACCAUCAGCACAAUCGAGCACAUCGAUCAACAGCUGCACACUCUAGCCACGCAACUCCAAGAUCGGAGAGUCGCACAGCUCGCGGCCGUGCGGGCUGAUCUGGACUUACUGAUCGAGCCUUGCUCAGCAGUCUUUUCAAGGGAAGCGAAACACUUCGUCGACUAUGCGCCUGGUAUGGAUCCUGACGCCGAUGAUGAGGGGAAAGUGUCGGGAAGUUUGUGUCACGUGGACGAGGGUGGAGCAACAACGUAUCUGGGCGCUUUGAGGGACGAGAGGAUUUGGCCUUUGACAGUGUGGCAAGGCAACUUAGCAACUACCCUCACACGCCUCCGCCAAUUUCGCGUUCCAGAGUACGACGACUGCGACAAGUGCGAGUUCUGCGAGAACAUCAGAGAGCGCUUCACUAAUGUCCUGGAACUGGUGAAGCACAUGCAUAAGGAGAGGUUGUGGGGGUUAUGCUUGGACUGCUUCAUGGCUGGCGGUGUGAACCCGGGCGAAUGUCGUGUCGAGCACCCAAAGAUUGUGAAGACCUAG
This is a messenger RNA of Recurvomyces mirabilis, 1059 nucleotides long. RefSeq lists its product as uncharacterized. Lineage: Eukaryota; Fungi; Ascomycota; Dothideomycetes; Mycosphaerellales; Teratosphaeriaceae. The record is from RefSeq and is a predicted model, not a curated record. The coding region runs from base 1 to 1059 and encodes 352 amino acids. The transcript has 2 exons.